Podarcis raffonei (Aeolian wall lizard) is the source of this 3250-nucleotide messenger RNA. It is a transcript of the gene SMPDL3B, whose product is annotated as sphingomyelin phosphodiesterase acid like 3B. Lineage: Eukaryota; Metazoa; Chordata; Lepidosauria; Squamata; Lacertidae. The coding region runs from base 1213 to 2667 and encodes 484 amino acids. The transcript is spliced from 9 exons. Gene Ontology annotation, molecular function: sphingomyelin phosphodiesterase activity. The record is from RefSeq and is a predicted model, not a curated record. Gene Ontology annotation, biological process: sphingomyelin catabolic process.
AAGCCCCGGGAGUAUAGAGGAAAGGGUCUUGCAGAGAAGCGCGACGCUCUAGGUACUCGUGCGAACGCCAAGGCUGGCUGGUCGGGCUUUCGAUGGCGGCGGGCUAAAGCUGUCCAAAUCGGUGGCUGCCUCUUAUGCGCACGCUAAAGCAAUAUGCAAAGCCUACAGCGUUUCAGGAAGGCAGGUGCAUCAUAUGCCUUCAGAGUAGACCAUUGCUUAUUCAUUACUCGCCACAAAUUUCAAUGUAAGGGUGGGUGGGAGUUAGAAAGUUGCAUUUGCACAACUGCACUCCACCCUGCAAUUGCAUUUGGACUGGUCCGGCAUGAUUGAUUCGAGGCUUCAUGACUCAAGGAAUGCAUAACAAUGAAAUUGAAAAAAUCUAUAUCAGACAUUCAAAAACUAACAAGCCUGCUAUCCCAGCUAUCCCAGCCUGGUUAACCCCCUAAAAACUCUGAUACCCUAUAAUUAAAUACAAUAUACUCCCAUAGAGACUACCUUAAGGCUUACACUGUGUUUAAAACCAAAAUCACAAUUGGAUAGAAACUGUUUCUCAGGCGGCUAGUCCUAGUCUUUAUAACCCUGUACCUUCUUCCAGAAGGCAGAAGCUGAAAGAGAUCAUUUCCGGGGUGCGCACUAUCCUGCACUAUCUCUGCAGCUUUCUUACGACACCUGGAAGCAUAGGUGUGAUCCAAGGUGGGAAGAGUGCACCCAAUAAAAAGCAAGCAUUAAAUAGGUCGGGUACAAUAACAGCAACCCAGGCUCCUCCCUGCCAGUAAAGUUCACCUGAACUUGCAUAUUCUUGACGUAGAGAGGAAGGGCCACAAAGCUUGGAACUUCCACUCUCUGCCAUUCCAAGCUGGCCUUUGUGCCAAGAAAUUAGAAGCGAGGCAACUCUGCCCUGCUGGGUCAGCAAUGUACAGUAUUUCAGCGACUGAAGCCCCAGAGUAGGAGAUUCCAAAGCAACGCAGCUUGAGCGCUUUUGGAGAGUUCCUUUGCAAGAUGACAGCAGGACUGGCUUUCAGCUAGCUAGCUGCCUCCUUCAGUGUCCUAGCAUACACCUUUGGUAAAAGCCUGCAAGUCUCACACACCUUUUUUAAAAAAAGUAUUGCAAACCCUCUGCCAAACAGGAAGAUACAGUUCUGAAUCAGAGCAGAGUUGCUGCAGCAGCAAAAGGCGCCUGUGAGUCAGAGAUCUGAUAGAGGCAAGCCUGAAAUGGAACCUGCUAACAUUCCCCAGAGCUGCGACUACAAGCAUGGAACUUCAGCCAGGGAUCGCUGGCAGCGGAAGAUGGGUCUUUUGGGAGUCCUGUUGCUCUUGAUGCACUGCAGAGCCGCAACCGCUGCCUCAGCAGGUUAUUUUUGGCACAUCACAGACCUUCAUCUGGACCCACAGUACAAAGUGAGCCCAGACCCCUUGAAGGUGUGCCCGUCCGCUGGUGCCCAACCGGUGGCCAAUCCAGGGGCUUGGGGAAAUUACUUGUGUGAUGCUCCAUGGAUUCUUGUCAACUCUUCUGUUUAUGCUAUGAAGCAGGUCCUCCCGAACCCAGACUUCAUUCUCUGGACUGGAGACGACACUCCUCAUGUAGCUGAUGAGAAACUGGGUGAAGAUACUGUGCUGGAGAUAAUUGAAAACCUAACCAACCUGAUCAAACAUGUAUUUCCAGAAACUCAGGUCUAUCCUGCAAUGGGCAACCAUGACUUCCACCCCAAAAAUCAAUUUCCAGCUAAGGAGAACAGGAUCUACGAUGUAACUGCAGACCUGUGGCGCUCCUGGCUCAGCAACAGCUCUCUGCAAACAUUCAGAGCAGGUGCUUUCUACAGUCAGAUGUUAUCUGGUCUUGGCCCGGCAAGGCGAAUGAUUGUCCUCAACACAAACUUGUACUAUGACAAUAAUAAUCAAACCAGCAGCCUAGAAGAUCCAGGAGGCCAGUUCCUUUGGCUGGAAGACAUGUUGACCAAGGCAGCAGAAGCAGGAGAAAAGGUCUAUAUUAUUGGGCACGUCCCUCCUGGCUUCUUUGAGAAGAAACGGGGCAAGCCUUGGUUCCGAGAACACUUUAACCAGAGAUACACCGAAAUAAUUCAGAAGCAUCAUGGAGUGAUCGUGGCACAGUUCUUUGGGCAUCAUCACACUGAUAGCUUUAGGAUGUUUUACAGUAACACAGGUUCUCCCACCAGCGUCAUGUUUUUAGCUCCAGGAGUAACACCAUGGAAGACAACCUUACCAGGCGUGCACAAUGGGGCCAACAACCCUGGCAUCCGGGUCUUCACAUAUGACCGUGACACACUGCUGGUGAAGGAUAUGGUAACUUAUUAUUUAAACCUCACGCAUGCUAACAUGGGGGCCCCUAAAUGGGAGAAAGAGUACAGCCUAACAGAAGCUUUCCAGAUCCCAGAUGGUUCCGCCCACUCCAUGCAGCUGCUGGUGGAGAAGCUUGAGAAAGACCAAAGCCACCUACAAAAAUACUACCAGUAUAAUUCAGUUCAAUACGACCUUUCAGAAUGUGACGACGCCUGCCAGACCGACCACAUCUGUGCCAUCAGGGAGGUUGAUUUUGCAAAAUACCACCAGUGUAUUCAAGCCAGAAGUGACACAGCAGUGCCUUCAGUCCCAGAGUUGGGUCUUCUGUUCUUCUGCUGCGUGAUGGGGCUUGUUACUCUAGGCCUUUGAGAGCCUUGAAUGAACUAUGAUACGAGCAUGGGCACCCGGCUUCUACACAGAAAAAGCACAGGAUGCGACCACUGCCACAGGCCUCGGCAUCCUAAGGAGAUCACCCUUCUUGGGGUUUGGGUUUUAUUCGUUUUGGCAAACCUAGGAUUGAAAGUAUGCAUACAAAUGGCUGACUAUUGUAGCUCACUGUCCUUCCAUGGGCUAUUGGACCGUCUGAGCACAGGAUUAUGACAACAUCAUUCCAGCAUCAGGCAAGAUCAUUUUAGCAGAAUAAGAAACAAAGCUUAGCGUGGUCUCCUCUCGCAAGGAGUUCCCAAAGGAUUUCUCCAACUGGGGGAAUGGGCAGUGAAAUGGCAAGUGGAAUUCAAUGUAAAUCAAGUGUAAAAUGAUGCACGGUGGGGCAAAAAUGUCUAAUUUCACAUGUAUGCUUUUGUGCUCUGAAAUGGCACUGAAUGACCAGGAACGAGUGCUUGGGUCAUAGCACAUAGCUCGAUGAAGACAUCGUUGACCCAAUGUGUGGCAGCUGGGGGGGGGGGAGUGCAUUCCAUGCAAGGGGUCAUUAGGAAAUAAAAUUGCCAAUAUU